This is a messenger RNA of Sceloporus undulatus (fence lizard), 1901 nucleotides long. RefSeq names its product zinc finger protein RFP-like. Lineage: Eukaryota; Metazoa; Chordata; Lepidosauria; Squamata; Phrynosomatidae. Gene Ontology annotation, molecular function: protein binding. The record is from RefSeq and is a predicted model, not a curated record. The coding region runs from base 9 to 710 and encodes 233 amino acids. The transcript has 5 exons.
CUCUCUACAUGCUGAUGGAUGUUAAGAGGAACUUGGAGAGGAUUAUGGGGAGAAGCGGUUUUGAGAAUCCCAUGGUUUUUUAUCCUGAGCUGGAGUUGAAGAUCUGGGAAUUUUGUGAUACGAAUCUCUUCCUAAAUUGUCUUAUGAAGCAAUUAAAAGAUGCGUUCUUACCCAGACGUCCUCUGCAAAAAGCAAAUGUCACUCUGGAUCCAGAUACAGCUUACUCCCGAUUCAUCCUGUCUCAGGACUGGAAAAGUGUGACCUGGGGUGACAAGUGUCAAGACCUGCCUAACAGACCUCAGCGAUUUGACACAUGUGCCUUUUUGCUGGGAUGUCAGGAAUUUACGUCCGGCAGACAUUUCUGGGAAGUCAGUGUGGUGGAUGAAGGAGCAUGGAACGUGGGGAUUGCCAGAAAGUCAGUGAGGAGAAAAGGCCCUGUUGGUUUUGGUGUCAAGGAAGGAAUCUGGGCUGUGGGGAAGUGGGAUGGAAGAUACUGGACUACCAACCACCCUCAUUCCCCUCAUCUGACUCUGAAGAAGGAGCCCAAGAGGAUCCGAGUGUCUUUGAACUACGAGGAGGGACGGGUGGCCUUUUACGAUGGGGAUACAAGAGCCCUUCUUUUCACAUUGUCUGAAGCCUCAUUUGCAGGAGAACCUCUGCUCCCCUUCUUUUAUGUGAAUGGGACAGGCUGCCUCAGAAUUUCUUCUUAAGACUCCCAAGCAGCGUGACCUCAGUAAACCCUAUUUUCCUCACCGGGAUGAUUAAUCUAGAGAUCAACUGUUUUAUUGGUCUAGAUCCUGCUUUCACUUUCUGUAAGAGUUCUCAGAGAAGCUUUGGCACACAGUCCCUAAAAAGUCAAAGAAGACAAGAACCUGUAUUUAAGACUCCCUUACCUAGGUCCUUAUCACACUACGGUGUUAUGCUGCCUUAUAACAUUUGAAAACCUCUUCAGAGGUAUUUGCAGUGAUAGCUGAUUGCUGAUGCUGUGUGUCACACCCUUGCAACAUUUGCAUUGUAAUAGUAUGAUUCGCACAGUUUUUUUAUCUGCACUAAUGCUUGUAUCACCACCCCAUUUGUCCUACCUUGCGUUUCAUCAGGGAUGUAGCCGGGGGGGGGGGAAGCGGGGGGUCCGGACCCCCCCCUUCCAUUAGAAAAAUGAAUGGUGUGUGCUGCUGCGCCGCCGCACUCAAGCCCCAUUAUAAUGGUGGCACUUAGUCUGGACCCCCCCCUUCCUAAAAUCCUAGCUACGUCCCUGGUUUCAUGAUUUGCAUAUCUGCUUAUAGCACACCCAUAAUUGCCCAAAUCUCUUGUUGUGAGAGGUGGCACAGGAAGAGAAACAGGUCACACCAUCCCCUGCCAUUUUUAAUGUCUUUUUCCUGUGAAAACAGAAGUGCUUAUUAUGCUAGUCAGUUGUACAUUUACAGCACUACAGAAAUAAACUAUAAUAAUAAUAAUAAUAGUAAUAAUUUGUUUUAUUUAUAUACCACUAUUCCAAAGAUCAUAGCGGUGAGCAGCAAGUAAGCUAAUUAGCAAGUAAGCUAAUUUGCCCCCAACAGUCUGGGUACUCAUUUUAGCGACCUCGGAAGGAUGCAAGCCUAAUAAUAAUAAUAAUAAUCCUGUUCAAAACCGCCUCAGUCGUACUCAUUAAGCUAGAAUAACGCUGGUACAGCACAAAUUCAUUACUGUACACCUAUUACAGAGGUGACAUAGGAAGAGAAAUGGAUCCCCCCCCCCCCCCUACCCCUUUUGAUAUCUUUUUCCUGUAAAAAAACAAAAACAAAAGUAUGUCAUGGUAGUCCUUUAAAAACAAUUAAUUUGUACUCAUUGAGCCAUUAAUGCUACUAUGGCAUGAUAUUAUAAUGUUAUUUCAGCAUUACCUCAAAAAUAAAUACAAUUUUUUU